AGUUACUGACGAGUGACGAAGAAGUUACUAAAGUUACUAAGAGUUACUAUCAAGUUACUAAAGAGUUACUAAGAGUUAUUGAAGAGUUACAAAGAGUUACUGAAGAGUUACUAAAAGUUACUAAAGAGUUACUGAAGAUUGCUGAAAAGUUACUAGAAGUUACUGAAGAAGUUACUGAAAAGUUACUGAAAGUUACUGAAGAGUUACUGAAGAGUGACUAA
This is a messenger RNA of Sphenostylis stenocarpa, 221 nucleotides long. The record is from the annotation of a GenBank genome assembly. NCBI's taxonomy places the organism in Eukaryota, Viridiplantae, Streptophyta, Magnoliopsida, Fabales, Fabaceae.